AUGUCGACUUUCGGAACCUACUUCAAGGUCACCACCUACGGCGAGUCCCACGGCAAAUCCGUCGGCGUCAUUGUCGAUGGGGUGCCCCCUGGCCUCGCCCUCGACGAGUCCGACAUUCAGCCCCAGCUUACACGUCGCCGGCCCGGCCAGUCUGCCAUCACAACACCCCGCAAUGAGAAGGACCGCGUCACCAUCCAGUCCGGCACCGAGUUUGGCUACACCCUGGGCACACCGCUUGGCAUGCUCGUGCCCAACGAGGACCAGCGUCCCAAGGAUUACGGCAACAAGACGAUGGACCGUUUCCCGCGUCCCUCGCACGCCGACUGGACCUACCUCACCAAGUACGGCAUCAAGGCUUCCUCCGGAGGCGGCCGCUCCUCGGCGCGCGAGACCAUUGCCCGCGUCGCCGCCGGCGCCGUUGCCGAAAAGUACCUGCGCGAGGCCUACGGCACCGAGAUCACGGCCUUCACGACGAGCAUCGGCAACGUCCACCUCUUCCCGCCGACCCCUGAGCACCCCUCGCCCUCGACGAACCCCGCCUUCCUCUCGCUCCUGCAGACCAUCGACCGCGCCACCGUCGACAAGUUCCUGCCCGUGCGCUGCCCGCACACCGAGACGUCCGAGGCCAUGAACGACUACAUUGCCGGCUUCCGCGACCGUGACGACUCGAUCGGCGGCACCGUCACCUGCGUCAUCAAGAACCCGCCCGCCGGCCUCGGCGAGCCCUGCUUCGACAAGCUCGAGGCCCUGCUCGCCCACGCCAUGCUCAGCAUCCCGGCCACCAAGGGCUUCGAGAUCGGAUCGGGCUUUGCCGGCUGCGAGGUCCCUGGCUCGACGCACAACGACGCCUUUAUCCGCGCCCCCGAGGACGACGCCCGCGCCGCCGCCGAGACGGCCCGCCUCGGCAUCCCGCGCUCCAAGCUCACGACCAAGACCAACUUUAGCGGCGGCAUCCAGGGCGGCAUCUCCAACGGCGCCCCCAUCUACUUCCGCGUCGCCUUCAAGCCCGCCGCCACCAUUGGCCAGGACCAGACGACGGCCACCUACGAUGGCGAGGAGGGCGGCGUCCUCGCCGCCAAGGGCAGGCACGAUCCCUGCGUCGUGCCCCGCGCCAUCCCCAUUGUCGAGGGCAUGGCCGCCAUUGUCAUCAUGGACGCCCUCAUGGCCCAGCACGCCCGCCAGAUGACGAGGAGCCUGCUGCCGCCUGUGAAGAAGCCGGAGGCGUAG
This is a messenger RNA of Verticillium dahliae VdLs.17, 1227 nucleotides long. Its product is annotated as chorismate synthase. The transcript has 2 exons. Bases 1 to 1227 code for a protein of 408 amino acids. Gene Ontology annotation, cellular component: cytosol. Gene Ontology annotation, biological process: chorismate biosynthetic process; aromatic amino acid biosynthetic process. The record is from RefSeq and is a predicted model, not a curated record. NCBI's taxonomy places the organism in Eukaryota, Fungi, Ascomycota, Sordariomycetes, Glomerellales, Plectosphaerellaceae. Gene Ontology annotation, molecular function: chorismate synthase activity; FMN binding.